AUGGACACCAAGCUGCCUUCAGCCUUCGUGGACACACAGCACGCCCCCCGUCCCUCGGGACGAGCCCGCCAGGUCCCGGGAGCCUGCGGGAAGGGACCCGCCCCUCCGCCCCGCGCAUGCGCACACCGCCCGGCCGCUGCCGCUCGUCCCUCCGCCGCCGGGGGCGCUGCCGCGCGCCUGCCUUGCCUCCCGGGGGCGGGUCCCGCUCGGGUCCGCGCCCGGAUCGCGAUGGCGGCGGCGGCGGCGGCGGCGGCGGCGGCGGCCGGGAUCGGGUCAGCGGCGGGCGGCGCAGGCGGGGAGCGGAGCAGCACCCGGGACCGGCUCCUGGCGGCGCUGGAGGAUCUCGAGCUCUUGGCCAGGGAACUAAUUGAAAUUUUGGCAAUUUCAAGAAACCAAAAGCUUCCACAACCAGGAGAGGAGAGCCAGAUCCUGGAGCUGCUGAUUCAGAGAGAUGGAGAGUUUCAAGAGCUAAUGAAGUUGGCAGUUGAUCAGGGGAAAAUCCACCAUGAAAUGCAGCUUUUAGAAAAGGUAGUAGAAAAGCGGGAUAAUGAUAUUCAGCAGCUGCAGAAACAGCUAAAAGAAGCAGAGCACAUACUGGCAACAGCUGUUUAUCAAGCAAAGGAAAAACUAAAAUCAAUUGAAAAAGCACGAAAAGGUGCCAUUUCCUCUGAAGAAAUAAUUAAAUAUGCCCAUAGGAUCAGUGCGAGCAAUGCUGUUUGUGCCCCUCUGACAUGGGUACCAGGGGACCCACGUAGGCCAUAUCCUACAGAUCUGGAAAUGAGAAGUGGUCUCUUGGGUCAGAUGAACAACCCAUCCACCAAUGGAGUCAAUGGACACUUACCAGGGGAUGCACUUGCAGCAGGCAGACUUCCAGAUGUGCUUGCUCCUCAGUAUCCUUGGCAGUCAAGUGAUAUGUCAAUGAACAUGCUACCUCCUAAUCAUAGUAAUGACUUCAUGCUGGAGCCUCCAGGACACAAUAAAGAGAAUGAAGAUGAUGUAGAAGUUAUGUCAACAGACUCCUCAAGCAGCAGCAGUGACUCAGACUAGGUACAAGGGGGACAGUAUCCCUAGUAGACCUUUCCUGUGGAGAAGGUAGGUUAGAUGCUGUUUGUCACAAACUGCAAUAUCCUUUUGUUACACCAGCAGCCCUGUGUAAGGGAGAAGGUAACAGCUGGCUCAGAAAUAGGGUGACAUUUAAAACCAUGGACUAUAGACUUGUUUUUUCCUAUUAGAUGUUCUGGGAGCUGGGAGAAAUGUCUGGGAGCUGUCUGCUGGGGGAGAGAUGUCAGAUUUUCAGUGAUUGUGUAAAUAUAUGCUUGCAAGAGAUGUGUAAAUAUAUAUUUAUAUGUAUGUAUUUACUAUACAUUAGAUAACAUAAGUUCCUGGGAAAAAAAGGUGUAAGGGGAAUCCCCUUCUAUGUUUGUUAGUAACUUUACUCUUUUGAUGAUAGCCUUUUUUACACCACAAAAAUGAAACAUGAAGUUUGUAAUUUUAGUAUCUUUUUUUGUUACUGCCUAAAUCCAUGUUCUUGAUCAUCAUUCUUGUGUAUCAAGAACAAAAAUACGGCAAUAAGGUGUAAUAAGAGUUUGUAAUUAUUGUAAUAUAUAAUGAAUUAUUUGUC
Molecule: messenger RNA, 1621 nt
Organism: Cinclus cinclus
Lineage: Eukaryota; Metazoa; Chordata; Aves; Passeriformes; Cinclidae
Gene: MED4
Product: mediator complex subunit 4
Exons: 8
Coding region: 1-1047 (348 amino acids)
Biological process (GO): regulation of transcription by RNA polymerase II
Cellular component (GO): core mediator complex; mediator complex
Molecular function (GO): transcription coregulator activity
Source: RefSeq, a predicted model, not a curated record